Molecule: messenger RNA, 1812 nt
Organism: Anopheles darlingi
Lineage: Eukaryota; Metazoa; Arthropoda; Insecta; Diptera; Culicidae
Product: fatty acid hydroxylase domain-containing protein 2-like
Exons: 3
Coding region: 200-1096 (298 amino acids)
Biological process (GO): sterol biosynthetic process
Molecular function (GO): iron ion binding; C-4 methylsterol oxidase activity
Source: RefSeq, a predicted model, not a curated record
CAACAGCGCACUCUCGAUUCCGAGUCAAAGCGAACGAUCGAUUCGUUCGAUCCUAUUCCUGAAAAGAAAACUAAAACCCGCGCCAUUGGAAAGGACGACUAGACUAGCUUACUUGCUCCGUGUGUGUACUGUGACUGUGUAACGCACACACACUCCGGUGUUUCCUCGCUGAUCCGUGAUUGAAGUCACGCAAACGAAGAUGGAUACGCUGCUGGAGUUGUCGACGAACGCCACGCUGUCGCUGGCGGUGGACGAAAUCGGUGGACCGGGCUAUUCGUUCGUCGAGCGAAAGUGGAACGCCUUCCUGGAUAUCAUCGGUGACGAUCCCGAUACGCUGUACAUGUGGUUUCUGACCUCGUACACCUACGGGUUCUUCUGGGUGGUCGGUGGUCUGUUCGUGCUGAUGGAUAUCCUGAACAAGCCGGCCUUUUUGCGCAAAUUCAAGAACCAACCGGGCGCGAACGAACCGCUCGAGUGGUCGAAGCUGAAGGAUCUGGUAAAAACCGUCGCCUACAAUCAGGUGUUCUUCGGGUUGCCGACGUCGUUCCUGUCGUACCAUAGCCGUAAGCUGAUCACCGAUGUGCUGCCGGAUCCGCGAAUCCUACCCUCACCGUACGUGAUCGUACGGGAUGUGAUAGUGUGUAUCGUGGCAUGGGAGAUCACGUUCUACUACAGCCACCGGUUGCUGCACUCGAGUUUCUUCUACAAGCGCGUCCACAAGCAGCACCACACGUGGACGGCCCCGGUUGCCUGGUCUGCCAUGUACGCCCAUCCGUUCGAGUUCAUCAUCAGCGAUCUGCUGCCCGUGUACGUUGGGCCCGCCCUUAUGACGUGCCACGUCUUUACGAUCCUCAUCUGGUUCACGUUUGUCAUGAUGGAUACGCUGGUCGAUCAUUCGGGCUACCAUCUGCCGGUACUGGGUAGCUCCGAGAUGCACGACUACCAUCACCAAAAGUUCAACCAGUGUUAUGGUUUGUUCGGUUGGUGCGACGGACUCCACGGUACGGAUAGUGAGUUCCGCAAGAAGAAGCAAUACAAACGGCACCAUCGCAUCUUUAGUCUCAAGUCGGCGCGUGAGCUCGUCCCAGAGCACUGAGCAGUCGUAGUAGUCUCAGUAGCAGCAGCAGCAGCAGCAGCAGCAGCAUCAGCAGCACACCUGCACGGUAGCACUAGUAGGCUGCGGUGGCAGGAUGCUUUCUUUUAGAGCAGCCUUCACGAUCGCUUGUGAUCGUACCUGUAAAUAGAGUAACCGAUGCGUAUCACCCACAGCCCACAGCGACGGUCAUUGGUCACGGUGGUGCGAAGGGUCACCAAGCGAUGCCAAGACACCUAACCCCUUGCACCCUUAACUUCCGGUGCCAGUGCAAUGCAGAUGGACCCAGCAAUGCGUACCGAACCCAACGAACUAUGACCCGGAAAUACGAUAAACAGGCGGUACUUUCACGGCCAAAGCUCGAGGCUGUUGGAGAAGAUAUGGCGAAGGGACGGAGUGGCACAUUGGCCAACAGACAAACCUCUUAAUGUUAUGUAAUGUGGAAGCUCCACGAGCGAUCUUUUUUUUAAUAAACUUAGGUGUUUUUUUUAAUACUAACGGAAGGAAAAUUAUCAUCUUAAUUAACCGUUAUUGUCACCCGCCGCAGAGGGUCAACACUGGUCGCGUGCCACGAAUCACGGUGGCGUCGUAAACGAGCAAGAAACCGCGUUACAUUGCUCGUGGCAUAUCAUAAAAAUAAACCACCUGUGCUAGAUUGCGGCUAAGGUGCGUUGCGUUUUAUGAUUAGCUGCCGGCACUGCCUUACAAUCGGUUCAACG